AUGCGCGGCCAUGUGCUUAGAAUAAUUUCGUGGAGCGCGUGGGUCUUAAACAUCCUUCUGAUGCUAUCGGGCAAGCAAAUCUACUUCAUUGAGUUGAAAUUUGGUUCGGAUUACCAGAUACAAUCACUUGAAGAAAGUGCUGAAGUACUAAGAGAGAGGUGCUUGAAGUUUCAUAAAGGUUGCCGCAAGUAUACUGAAGGGCUAGGUGAAGCUUAUGAUGGAGAUAUUGCAUUUGCAAGCGCACUUGAGACAUUUGGAGGAGGCCACAAUGACCCAAUCAGUGUUGCUUUCGGCGGACCUGUCAUGAACAAAUUUACAAUUGCCCUGAGAGAAAUAGGAACAUAUAAGGAAGUCCUGCGAUCCCAGGUUGAGCAUAUGCUAAAUGACAGAUUGCUAAACUUUGUAGACGUUGAUUUGCAUGACGUUAAGGAUGCCCGGAAGCGCUUUGACAAGGCUAGCCUCGUGUAUGACCAGAUUCGCGAGAAAUACUUAUCAUUGAAGAAAGGCACAAGAGCAGACAUAACAACUGCCAUUGAAGAAGAGCUCCAUAGUGCUAGAUCUUCAUUUGAGCAAGCUCGUUUCAACCUGGUGACUGCAAUUUCGCAUAUCGAGGCAAAGAAGAGAUUUGAAUUUUUGGAGGCUGUUAGUGCGACAAUGGAUUCACACCUCCGAUAUUUUAAACAAGGAUAUGAACUAUUGCAUCAGAUGGAACCCUAUAUUAAUCAGGUUCUCGCCUAUUCGCAGCAAUCAAGAGAGAGAGCAAACAAGGAACAAGCUUCUCUUUUAGAGAGGAUGCAUGAGUACAAAAAACAGAUAGAGCGUGAUAGUCGGUCAUCUGGGAAUGGUUUAAAUGUUUCCCCUAAUGUAGAUGGCAUACAAACAAUCGGUAGAAGUUCACAUAAAAUGAUUGAAGCAGUGAUGCAGUCAUCCACAAAAGGCAAGGUUCAGACCAUUCGUCAAGGUUACCUCUCAAAGAGAUCAUCAAACUUGAGAGGUGACUGGAAAAGAAGGUUUUUUGUUCUGGAUAGUCGAGGGAUGUUGUACUACUAUCGCAAGCAAAUUAAUAGGCCAGCUGGUGUUAGUCAAGUUCAAAGAACCAACAAUACCCCUGAACAUGGUUCAGGGUUGCUGAGCAGAUUGUUCUCUUCUCAUUACCAUGGUAUACAUGAUGAGAAAUCUGUUGCACGGCAUACAGUAAAUUUGCUGACAUCAACCAUUAAAGUCGAUGCAGAACAAUCAGAUCUGAGGUUCUGCUUCAGAAUUAUUUCACCCAUGAAGAUCUACACAUUGCAGGCAGAGAGUGCUCUAGAUCAGAUGGAUUGGAUCGAAAAAAUUACUGGUGUCAUUGCAUCUUUGCUGAACGCACAAUCCCCAGAACAGUGUCUGCACAGCCCUAGGAGCUGCGGCCAUGAUCGGAGCGCUAGUGAGAGUAGCUCCUAUACUAGUUCAGUGGAACUGGAAACCUCCACAAGUGAAGAUUUAACACUGGAAAAGAACACUGGAAAUGGACAACAUCAUCACAGGACCAAUAUCAAACCCGAAAAACCAAUUGACUUGCUUAGGAGGGUUGAUGGUAAUACUAUUUGUGCUGAUUGUGGUGCUGCGGAACCUGAUUGGGCGUCGUUAAACCUCGGUGCUCUUCUGUGCAUAGAGUGUUCUGGAGUACACAGAAAUCUAGGAGUGCAUAUAUCGAAGGUAAGGUCUCUGACUCUCGAUGUCAGAGUCUGGGAGCCAUCUGUAAUCAAUCUCUUUCAAUCAUUAGGCAACAUGUUUGUGAACAGAGUUUGGGAAGAAACAUUACCUUCAUCAAACAAUGGCUCUUCUGUUGAUAAUACAAGUACUAAUGGAUCACAGGCAGCACAAUACUUAACCACCACCAAGCCUAAACACUCGGAUCCUUUCUCUGCCAAAGAGAAGUUUAUUCAUGCCAAGUAUGCUGAUAAGGAAUUUGUAUGGAGGCAUAGUAUCGAUGAGAUUCACAUAGCUCAGCAGAUGUGGGACAGUGUAACUGCAAAUGACAAGAAAGGAGUAUACAAUCUCAUCGUGGCAUCACACGCCAAUGUAAAUUUGGUUUAUGGGCAGAUGGCUUCUGGUUUGUUGCUGAAUCUUGGAAAAGCACUUAAACAAGAGCAGCCAACUUCACCACCUGAUGGAAGCCCUAGAUUUUUCGAUUGCAAUUCACAUGAGAAGGUUUCUCCUAGAGAGUCGCUUUCUCCUCCCAGCACAAGUUCACAUGUAGAUGAGUUGGAUGAUAGAUAUGAGGGUUUCUCCUUGCUUCAUCUUGCAUGCCGUGUUGCAGAUGUGGGGAUGGUUGAAUUACUUUUGCAGUAUGGUGCUAGUGUAAAUGUGUCUGAUUCAAGAGGUCGGAUGCCCCUUCAUCACUGUAUUUUGAAAGGAAGACAUCUGCAUGCAAAGCUGCUGCUCUCCAGGGGAGCUGACACACAUGCCAUAGACCGAGAUGGCAGAUCAGCAUUGCAGUAUGCAAUGGACCGUUCUACGAGCGACGAAGACAUGCUUGCGUUGUUAGAGGAGCACUUCAGAUAA
This is a messenger RNA of Triticum turgidum subsp. durum (durum wheat), 2544 nucleotides long. The record is from the annotation of a GenBank genome assembly. Lineage: Eukaryota; Viridiplantae; Streptophyta; Magnoliopsida; Poales; Poaceae.